This is a messenger RNA of Rotaria socialis, 1266 nucleotides long. Lineage: Eukaryota; Metazoa; Rotifera; Eurotatoria; Philodinida; Philodinidae. The record is from the annotation of a GenBank genome assembly.
AUGUACUUGUCAAAUACUGACGAAAUAAAUAAUGUUGACGUCGACGAUACUUCACAAGCACGACAAGGAAUUACACUAUCUGUUACUUUUCAACCAUCACGAUCAUCUUCACCAUCCUGCUCUACAUUACUCGUCAUAGAUGAUAAUUCAAACUCGAACGAAAUAACAGUAAACAAAAGUGACAUUCCAUCAAAUUCGAUGCUUUCUUCUACUCAAAUAAAUCAUGUCCAAACAACACCAUCCUCUCCAUCUUCGACCUUAGAAUCUUCUUCAAAAGAUACGCAUGAACAACAACGUCGUCGAACUUCAUCAAUUGCAAAAUUACUUGGUGGUCAACCAUUGAAUAAUCAACAAUAUGAAGAAAUUAAUCAACAAAUAAUUGAUGGCCAAUCAAGUCAAAAUACAACUACUAAUAGUGACAAUAAUGCUGAUACUGAAAUUCAACGUUCACGCAGUUCUAUUACAAGAUCUUUACUAAUGAAUAACGAACGAAAUGAUAAUGCAUCCACGACAGCUCCAAAAUUACGACCACCAUCACCAGGUUUUUCAAAAGAUUUCGAAUAUUUAAUACGUCGAGAACUUGAUAUUGAACAUUCACCAUCGACACUUAAUAGAAAUGAUAGAACACCGAGUAUUUUUCAGAACCGCACUAGUGCUCGCAACACGCCUACUAAUUCUCCUUCAUCAUCACAGUCGAAGCUAAAACGAAAAAGACUUAAUCCAAAACAAACAGCAUCGACGCCACCACCACCACCAACAACAAAUAAAUCUUCGACUACUGAGCCGUUUACUAUACGUUAUCCAUUUGAACUUGAUUGUUCACAAACAUCUUUAAAUCCGGCAUCUAUUCAUCGCUCUGUUCAUCAUCAAAAUGAUUUGUAUCGCUUUGAUGCAUCAUCACAUUGUCAUCUUCAAUCGCAUCAAAAUCAACAACAGUAUUCAUUACCAAUGAACAGUUCAAUGUCAAAUCCGGCUUCACUCACUUAUCAUAAAUUUAAUAUACAUUCAUCCGCCUAUGCACACUAUCAAAUUCAUAAUGACCGUCUAUCUACGACAACUUGUUCCUCGUCAUCUUUAUCACCAUCUUCAUCAUACAAUUGUUGUCGUUACCCUGUGUCAGCUGAAUUACCAUUACCAACUCUUGCUUCACCUUUGUCGCCCAAUGUGUCAUCGCCGACUUUUAUUUCAUAUCAUACGAUGCCGACGUCAUUGCAGAAAAAUAAAGUAAAUAUUACAUGGAAGAGAAAUAUUCUCUUGAUUAAAUAA